CGAAUUCAGAACUGGAACUUUUGUAAUUUUCUGGUGUCUCACUCCAGCCACAGCACUGGCUGCCCUGCCUAUGUCUUCAUCAUCUCGUAUCAGUGUCAUCAGCUUUAACAGUUGAGUCUGAUCUCGCUGUGGUUGAAUCACUUUCGGUACGAGACAAUCGACGAAGAUGGCACAGGGAAGAUGCAGUGCAGUGCUGGUUGUUUCGCUCCUUCUGGUUAGCUCUGCCGCCGUGGUGCACGGAGUCGAUCACAAUGUAGGAGGGACAACCAAGUGGAUCAAGCCGGAUGGUUCCACAGUCCCAGAAAACUUCUAUCAGAAGUGGGCCAGUGAAGAGAAAUUCACAGCAGGCGAUAAUCUGGUUUUCGUCUACAACCCAGCUGGGCACAGUGUGCUAGAAGUGAGUGCGACUGACUACGCCGCCUGCUCGACCACCACUCCAAUCAAGAGAUAUGCAACCGGAAACGACAUCAUCUCUGUCCCUGCUGGACCGAGCUACUGGAUCUGCGGAAUUCCAUCACAUUGCCCCGCUGGUCAGAAGUUUAAUAUCACCGCCGCUGCUGGUUCUUCUGGUCCUUCUAGUUCUGUUGGUACAGGAAAUGCUGUGAGUAUUCUUCACGUUGUUGCUGCCUUGGCAGUGGCCUUGAUUGCCUCAAUGUCUAUGUGAUUGCCAGAUCAGGCAUCUUGAUAUCAUAGAUCAUCCUUUUAUAGUACCGAAUACAUUCAUUCUUUCCCAUAACUCCAGCGACAUACUAACUAGAACAGAUAGGUAUGUGAAUCUCUUGCGAAGGGACAUGUUCGAACUAUUGAAACUAAUUUCAGAGGCUUUCACCCAUGUUGAAACGGCUAUACCCAGAUGGAACUACUCUUGAAUAAAUGCCAGUGAUCAUACUUCUUUGAA
This is a messenger RNA of Physcomitrium patens, 898 nucleotides long. RefSeq names its product mavicyanin. Gene Ontology annotation, cellular component: plasma membrane. Gene Ontology annotation, molecular function: electron transfer activity. The record is from RefSeq and is a predicted model, not a curated record. NCBI's taxonomy places the organism in Eukaryota, Viridiplantae, Streptophyta, Bryopsida, Funariales, Funariaceae.